Cimex lectularius (bed bug) is the source of this 1016-nucleotide messenger RNA. RefSeq names its product ubiquitin-conjugating enzyme E2 Z-like. The transcript has 5 exons. Bases 100 to 999 code for a protein of 299 amino acids. Gene Ontology annotation, molecular function: ubiquitin conjugating enzyme activity; cysteine-type endopeptidase inhibitor activity. NCBI's taxonomy places the organism in Eukaryota, Metazoa, Arthropoda, Insecta, Hemiptera, Cimicidae. The record is from RefSeq and is a predicted model, not a curated record. Gene Ontology annotation, cellular component: nucleus. Gene Ontology annotation, biological process: negative regulation of apoptotic process.
UCCAAAAACGCCGAAUUGUAACCUGCGAGAGAUCUUACGAGUUUUAUCGGCUGCAAGGCAGCUUUUUAUUUGUGGGCCGGUCGCACCAGCUCACAGGAAAUGCUGAAAAUCUCGGAUGCCUGUGCAGCGGACGGCGAGGAAGCGGCCGUCGACAAGGAACCGCCCGGCGACUGGGAUCCGACCGCCCCCGCCGCCUCCAAAGAGAGCCCGCCCGCCCCCGACACCGUCAGGCCGACCCGAGACCCGGCCAAGUCUCUCCAAUGCAUCCCUCGUGUCAAAAGGGAUAUGCUUGCUAUUUAUCAAGAUCCACCGCCUGGGAUCUUUGUCAUCCAGGAUGAAAAGGACAUCACUUUGAUUCACGCCCUCAUCACCGGGUCGUUUGAUACACCUUACACUGGUGGUUUCUUUUAUUUCCUUGUCAAAUGCCCUCCCGAUUAUCCUAUCAAACCACCAAAGGUUAAAUUCAUGACGACAGCAGGUGGUUCCGUGCGGUUUAACCCGAACCUAUACAAGUGUGGAAAGGUGUGCAUCAGUAUAUUGGGGACUUGGUCUGGACCGCCUUGGAGCCCUGCACUCACAAUCUCAAGUGUCCUCAUCUCCAUUCAAAGCCUUCUGACUGAAAAGCCUUACCAUAAUGAACCUGGUUUUGAAAGAGAGAGAUUUCCUGGAGAUAGCAGGAGAUAUAAUGAGAUUAUACAGUACGAAACUAUCCGUGUAGCUGUCUGCGGCAUGCUGGAGAAUGACUAUGGCUUGAACAUUCCCAAGCCUUUUAUGGAAGCCAUGAACCAUUCUUUUAUACAAUUCUAUGAAUAUUAUGAAUCUGCCGUCAAGGCCAAACUACAAUUUAGUGGAUGUGCAAUGCAGGAUCCUUUUGGAGAGGCUAGAGGCACCUUUGACUACAAGGGUCUUCUUGCGAGGCUUCAAGCCAUCUACAAUAGGCUAAAAUCAAGUGAAGGUGAUGAAAUAUCCACUUCUAGCAGCAGUGGCGAUUCUGAUUAAAGUACAAAAGUUAAACA